AUGUCUAGGGUCGCGACAGAGAGAGUAGUGACGCUGCUGCCCGGCAGACAUCCCCCACACGCCCAAAGGCAGAUAUCCCCCACACGCCCUGGGGAGGACAUCACCCACACGCCCGGGGGAGGACAUCACCCACACGCCCGGGGGCAGACAUCCCCCACACGCCCGGAGGCAGAUAUCCCCCACACGCCCUGGGGAGGACAUCACCCACACGCCCGGGGGAGGACAUCCCCCACACGCCCGGGGGCAGACAUCCCCCACACGCCCGGAGGCAGAUAUCCCCCACACGCCCUGGGGAGGACAUCACCCACACGCCCAGGGGAGGACAUCACCCACACGCCCGGGGGAGGACAUCCCCCACACGCCCUGGGGAGGACAUCACCCACACGCCCGGGGGCAGACAUCCCCCACACGCCCGGAGGCAGAUAUCCCCCACACGCCCUGGGGAGGACAUCACCCACACGCCCAGGGGAGGACAUCACCCACACGCCCGGGGGAGGACAUCACCCACACGCCCGGGGGCAGACAUCCCCCACACGCCCGGAGGCAGAUAUCCCCCACACGCCCUGGGGAGGACAUCACCCACACGCCCAGGGGAGGACAUCACCCACACGCCCGGGGGCUGACAUAACCCACACGCCCGGGGGCAGACAUCCCCCACACGCCCUGGGGAGGACAUCACCCCUACGCCCUGGGGAGGACAUCACCCACACGCCCGGGGGAGGACAUCACCCACACGCCCGGGGGCAGACAUCCCCCACACGCCCGGAGGCAGAUAUCCCCCACACGCCCUGGGGAGGACAUCACCCACACGCCCAGGGGAAGACAUCACCCACACGCCCGGGGGCUGACAUCCCCCACACGCCCGGAGGCGGACAUCUCCCACACACCCGGGGGUGGACAUUACCCACACGCCCGGGGGCAUACAUCCCCUACACGCCCGGGGGCAUACAUCCCCUACACGCCCGGGGGCAUACAUCCCCCACACACCCGGGGGCGGACAUCACCCACACGCCCGGGGGCGGACAUCACCCACACACCCGGGGGCGGACUUUCCCUCACGCUCGGAGGCAGACAUCCCCCACACGCCCGGGGGUGGUCAUCCCCCACACGCUCGGAGGCAGACAUCCCCCACACACCCGGGGGCGGACAUACCCCACACACCCGGGGGAGGACAUCACCCACACGCCCGGGGAGGACAUCACCCACACGCCCGGGGGCAUACAUCCCCUACACGCUCGGAGGCAGACAUCCCCCACACACCCGGAGGCGGACAUCUCCCACACACCCGGGGGCGGACAUCACCCACACGCCCGGGGGCAUACAUCCCCUACACGCCCGGGGGCAUACAUCCCCCACACACCCGGGGGCGGACAUCACCCACACGCCCGGGGGCGGACAUCACCCACACGCCCGGGGGCAUACAUACCCUACACGCCCGGGGGCAUACAUCCCCCACACACCCGGGGGCGGACAUCACCCACACACCCGGGGGCGGACAUCUCCCACACACCCGGGGGCAUACAUCCCCCACACACCCGGGGGCAUACAUCCCCCACACACCCGGGGGCAUACAUCCCCCACACACCCGGGGGCGGACAUCCCCCACACGCCCGGGGGCAUACAUCCCCCACACACCCGGGGGCGGACUUUCCCUCACGCUCGGAGGCAGACAUCCCCCACACACCCGGGGGCAUACAUCCCCCACACACCCGGGGGCAUACAUCCCCUACACGCCCGGGGGCAUACAUCCCCCACACACCGGGGGGCGGACAUCUCCCACACACCCGGGGGCAUACAUCCCCCACACGCCCGGGGGCGGACAUCACCCACACGCCCGGGGGCAUACAUCCCCCACACACCCGGGGGCGGACAUCACCCAGACACCCGGGGGCGGACAUCCCCCACACACCCGGGGGCAGACAUCCCCCACACGCCCAGGGCCCGCCGCGUGGAGAGAGCUACUGUUGA
Molecule: messenger RNA, 1968 nt
Organism: Bacillus rossius redtenbacheri
Lineage: Eukaryota; Metazoa; Arthropoda; Insecta; Phasmatodea; Bacillidae
Product: basic proline-rich protein-like
Exons: 1
Coding region: 1-1968 (655 amino acids)
Source: RefSeq, a predicted model, not a curated record